CAAGGUUUUCCCUCAACAAGCUGAUGACAGAAUAAUUUCUUCACAUUGAUUGUUUGCCCCACUUGGACCUCUGGAGAUCUUUGUACAAGUGGAGAGAAGUAGAUCAAAAGGCUGCAAGAAAAAAAGAGGCAGAGAAUUGAAAAAAGCCACCAUAAAGAUCCUGCUCAGAUUUCAGCCUGGUGAUGAACAGACUUCAGGCUCAGAAUGUUUUCUGAAAAAGUUCUGCAGGACAGAGAAGUUGAACACUUGAUCACAUGCAGGAGCACAGGAUAGAUGGAGUACAGCUGACUCAACAGCUACAGGGGACUUGGGUUUUGCAAUGGAACAGGUAUGGUUACUGCUCCUGCUGACGAUUAAAGUGCUUUCGGUGACUGCUCAGUUCAACGGCUACAACUGUGAUGCUAACCUCCAUAGCAGGUUUCCUGCGGAACGAGAUAUCAAUGUUUUCUGUGGAGUACAGACAAUUACUAUGAAGAUAAAUUUUUGCACAGUUCUUUUCUCUGGUUAUUCUGAAACAGAUCUGGCACUGAAUGGGAAGCAUGGGGAUGCUCACUGCAGGGGGUUCAUCAAUAACAACACCUUUCCAGCUGUGGUCAUUUUCAUCAUCAAUCUGAGUACUUUGGAAUCCUGUGGAAACACUUUAGUGGUGUCCUCAGCUCGAGGUGUCAAUGCUUAUGGAAAUAUCUCAGUGGUACAGAUAGGUAAUGUUUCGGGCUAUAUAGAUACACCAGACCCACCAACUAUUAUCAGCUAUUUACCUGGGCUUCUGUACAAAUUUAGCUGUAGCUAUCCACUGGAGUACCUGGUUAACAAUACCCAGCUUGCUUCGUCAUCGGCUGCUAUUUCUGUAAGGGAGAACAAUGGUACAUUUAUCAGCACUUUGAAUUUGUUGCUUUACAAUGACUCAACCUACAGCCAGCAGCUCCUGAUCCCGAGUACAGGCUUACCUUUGAAAACUAAAAUAUAUGCAGCUGUGAGAGCAACCAACCUUGAUGGCAGGUGGAAUGUUUUGAUGGACUACUGUUACACAACGCCGUCUGGUAAUCCAAGUGAUGAUCUUCGGUAUGAUCUUUUCUUCAGCUGUGACAAGGACCCGCAGACCACUAUCAUUGAAAAUGGCAAGAGCCAAAUGGGACGGUUUUCUUUUGAGGUAUUCCGCUUUGUGAAGCACAAGAACCAGAAGAUGUCUACAGUCUUCCUUCACUGUGUGACAAAGCUGUGCAGAGCAGAUGACUGUCCCUUUCUUGUGCCAAUUUGCAGUCACAGAGAAAGAAGAGAUGCUGGUAGCAGAACAACUUGGAGCCCUCAGAGCAUCUCUGGCAAUGCUGUGAUCACUGCUGGCCCCAUCAUUACGAGGAGUGAUGAGUCACCAACCAACAACUCACAGCUUGCUCAACACGGACCUCCUUUCCAGCUGAAUUCAGUCACCAGUGCACUGAUUUCAGGUGUGGUCAUCCUUGGAAUCACAAGUGUUUUCUUUUUUGUGUGCUCCCUAACUCUACUGCACAGAAAUUGGCCCAACAGCUCGGUCUUGAGUGGCAUCCGAAACCCAGUUUUCAAUUGAAAGUGAUUUACUUGCACUUUUUGUUUGAGGUUGCCUUUCUUGUCCAUGAAAUAUUCUUCCAUUAAAAAAAAAAAAAAAAAAAAAAAGGCAACAUUCCAUCUGUAUCCAGCUUCUAUUCCAGCUAUUCUUUACUUGUAGACAUGUUAGACAUUGAUGUGUAGGUCAGUAGCAGUGAUAUUGGUGACAAUCCUAGGAAACUAAGAAUCUCAAUUGUGUUUGUGAUCAGACUAUAUAUGACACUAUGCCCAUGGGUGUGCUGACAAUAGAGCUUGUGUCUCCAGCUUCCCAAUUAGAUCUUAAAGCUGAAGAUGCUUAAGGUGAGAACCUAUCAAAAUGUGCCAUGCAAAACCUGACACAUUCAGAAACAUUCCUACGUCCAUAAAUAUCUGUUAAGAUGAGGAUCACUUAUAUUUUUUCAUGUUUUGUCACAAAUUUGAAAAAAACAAUUGUGGCUCAGGAGGAAACUGUUAUCAUCUGUCUUGGCUAAAACGAACCAUAGUCUUAGAGUAAUAAGUGACUUUUGCUUAUUAUUCAUUUGAAAAUGUUUUCUUAAGAUAUGUCUUCCACUGAAUUGUGGUGAGAGCACACUAAGUAACACAGAACAGAAUUUGGCUGGGUAUCUUUGAGUCAAAUGGUUUAGGGCAAAUUGCUAGAAAAAUGCUGUGAGUUUUGAGGUUGAAAUCUUUUUUCCGACCAAACCAUUGAGCGAGAAUAUGGGUGAGUUUUAAAUCUAACUAAUAUUCAGCAGAAAGUUAAUUAUGCACAUCUACAACCUUCUGUCAAAUUCUAACCCUGGGAAAUUCUCUAAGGGGAGAAAGUAUUCCUUUACGCCAUGCCUCCCUGAAGAGGCAAGCAAAUAAAUGAAUAGUAGAUCAAUGCUUAUUUCUUUAGCAGAUUCUCCCCAUGGAUUAGACUUCUUCACUGCAUGGAUGAGGGGAAGAAGGCAACUAGAAGAAUAACAGGCCACAGGCAGUACCAUGCUGUUGACUCUAGUUAAUCUGAUAAACAAAAGACUUAACUGAAGUGAUUGAGAGUGACCAGGUGCCUUCAAACAGGAGCAUAGGGCAGUGGUGUAGCUGUGUAGAAUAGACAAAAGUUCUGGUAUACUAGAGAGGCCGCAGUAGACAUGGCAUAUAUUAAGCUGGACUGGAUAGACAGUUGGGAUUUUGGUCACAGAUUCAACAGUUAAUUUGGAAUUUAUUUUUUUCAUGUACUGUACAUACUGGCCUAGAGAAACACCUCUUUAAUAUUUAUCCUCAUCCUAUUUCAACAAAGUAUGUGUUUUCAUUGGUGUAACACAACUGGAUAACGAUCAGGGCUCCUUGGCUCUCAAGACUGAAGACGUUCAGACUCUCAGUUUUCUGUGAUCCUACAAGUGCUGUGUAAAAGCCUGGUGUUCACAAAGUCCACUGUGCUGUAAUGUGGUGUCCCUAACAACCAAUACCAUGCCUGUUUUCCUCCAGUCUUAAUACCUCAAAAACAUUUUUGCACUUCAGGGGUUAGGUCUGAUGACAUGUAAAACAUGAUUGUUUAAUAAAAUUAUU
This is a messenger RNA of Numida meleagris (helmeted guineafowl), 3108 nucleotides long. It is a transcript of the gene ZPLD1, whose product is annotated as zona pellucida like domain containing 1. The coding region runs from base 320 to 1564 and encodes 414 amino acids. NCBI's taxonomy places the organism in Eukaryota, Metazoa, Chordata, Aves, Galliformes, Numididae. The record is from RefSeq and is a predicted model, not a curated record. Gene Ontology annotation, cellular component: cell surface. The transcript has 12 exons.